CGUCUGGAUAAGGGAUUGACUGUGUCAGCCUUGGACAUUACAAAAAGACCCAAGGUCAUUUUGUUUGACCACUGCAGCUUUGAAGAGCUUUUGGGAAUCUGUGCAGGGGUUUAAGUUGUACAAUGUUGCUUUGAGAUUUUGUGGGAGUUAUUUGGAAAAAAGGUUUUGGAUGAGGUUCUCAUUUGUCCGUCAACUAAGGAAUUGCUGCAGACUUGCACAAGGGCUGUGAAUCUGGAUGUUAGACUGAACAUUUAUUUCACCCUUGAGACUUAUUACAACCUUUUGUGGUUUUUGUGAAGUGAAGGUUGUACCUGUGUAAAGUUGGUGCACUAAUGUGAAAGUCCAGUGGCUUGGGAUUAUAAGGGGCAUAAUGAGUUGCUUCUCCCCAAGAAAUGCAUGAAAAAAUGUACAGUACUCUGCUGUAGUGUAAUGACUGCACAGAAACACGGACCAAGUUACUCACAGUUACAGCAUGUAACGAACAGUAAAUCCCUGGGCUCUCAUGAUUUGAUAAAUUGGUCAAAAUUUUGGAGACAUGUCAAACGAAAUAAUUUGUAAUGCAGCAACUUUGAAUUUUAGCAGAUAUUAGCUUCAAGUCUAACAAUAUGGAUUUUAAUGUGGUGUUACUCAUGUGAAAGCAGUUGUUUACUUAUGGGGUAUUGGAAAGUUUUAGAUGAAUAGUAAGUAAUGCUUUAAACUGGCAUUUACUCUAAGUUAACGCAUGUGUCAAGAUGGGUACAAUCCCCCUUCAGAAGGAGUGCCUGGUAUUUGUUCUAUGACAACUGACUGUGGAGUUAAAUUGCAUUUUCUUUUUUAGGUGUGACCUUGACAAGCAAAUGUUUUCUCAGCAGAUCUCCAUGUUGUGCCAAACACAACUAUGCGUUGGGGAUUUUUUUGGGGUACAGGUCUACAAAAUGAAGCAACUUCUUACGCACUGUCCUUGUCUCUAGAGGUUUGGUCACUGAUGCCCAUUCGUUGAACAGAAACGUGAUCUGAAAAGAAAGCGUGGCUGUGGUCGACGCUGAAUCAAAAUUCUGAUAUUGUGCCUUCCAGGAACAGGUCCACUUUAUGAACAUGUUUGUAGCCAGAGAAGUUUCUGUGCCCUAAGAGCUUGUCGUCAUUAACUUUAUGGUCAUUAAUAUUAUGGUUAGUUUUCCAGCUCUGGGUUUCCUCUCAUUUGACAAAGUAUGCGCAGGUUUGCAAUGAAAUGGGCUGAGGCAUUGAAUGGGUUUUUGACGACUUGAAAUUCUUUGGUUAAUUAUCUUCAUACAGAAGGUGGUGUGCACGGCAUUAUAUCCAAAUAGGAAGGCGGGUGGCCAUUUCAAUAGUUGUUGUCCUCAGUCUAUUGCUUUUGGUGCUUCGGGAGAAUUCCAACAAGGACAGGCUAAGAAGUCUUUAUUUAUUCCAAAAAGACCAGAGCUUGCUUUUUGUAGACCUGUACCAUAUUGUGCUGCUGCUGCGGUGCUGGGGGAAGGCUCAGGACUGGCAGUUCGAGCUCACUGUCACCGGCCGCCCUACUUGUGUUUCUCCUCUAAACCCCCAUUGUUCUCUCGGCUUCUCUCCCCUUGGUGUGUGUCGUCUCUGGAAUCUGAUUUGUAGUGGGUGAGGUAACGUACGUGGAACACUUAAUGGACGCAGAAGGCAAAUCGAGGGUAAGUGCAAAUACAUACAAAAUAAAAAUAUGAAUAAUCCUAGACAAACCUGUGUUUGUCAGCUUUGGUUUCUUUAUUUUCAUUGUUGGGAAUUGUUCAGAUUCAGAAACCUGGUGGAGUGUGUGAGAUGGCGACAUGCCGGAGGCGUGUUUUAUUUGGUGUCGUCUGUGGCACUGUCUUGAGGCCAUCUGGAGGGUUGAUGCUCUUAUAACAGGUCUUCAGCUUUCUUCGUAGCCAAUCCUGUGGGAUUGCAGUAGCUGACAAUGUCCCUUUUGGUUGCUGGAUUUGCUCCUUAUAAACUAAAGGGAUCUAGUCUGCAGAAGGUUGUUACAAGGCUGUUAGAUGGUUGUUAAAUAUAACUCACUCUGUAGAACUGUUCUACUGGAAAAGUCACCUCCAAUAUCUUAGUAGUUGGAAUCCUAUCUCACUGUGGAUUUUCUGCUCUUUGGAUGUUGGAAAAAUAUUCUUUAUAUUCACCAGACUUGCCUGCAUUGUGUUAGUGACUGUGGGAAAAAACGUGAAACCUUAGUAAUGUAAUUUUAUUUGGAAGCACAAAGCUGUGGCUAAGGCUGUAGGCUUGUGUGGUGUUGAACUUCUGAUUGUGCAUGAAAUUCUGUUUUUGCUUAAUUUUAGUGUCAAUCAAAACAUCUAUUAUAAUUAUUGCUUUUUACUAAUUUGACUUGUUCUUUACUCCUUUUCGUGUGGUCUGCUCUGAUUUCUUCAAUCAACAAAGGGUUGUGCUGUUGUUGAGUUUAGGACUGAAGAGCUAAUGAAGAAAGCAGUGGAGAAGGUCAACAAGCACAACCUCAAUGGGCGACCCCUAAAAGUGAAGGAGGACCCCGAUGGUGUGAUUGCUCAGAGGGAGAUCAAUAAAGCUCAAGGUGGAGGCCCUCCAGGAGGUCAUGGCGGAAUGGGAGGGAUGGGAGGAAUGGGUGGCAUGGAUCGCAUGAACAUGGAUCGAAUGGGCCCUGGACCAAAUGGCCCUAUGGUCAGCAUUCCUCCCAGCCUGAUGAACAACCCCAACAUUCCCAACGAGAUCAUCCAUGGUCUCCAGGCUGGCAGGAUUGGCAGCACUGUCUUUGUGGCUAAUCUUGACUACAAAGUGGGUUGGAAGAAGCUGAAAGAGGUGUUCAGUAUGGCUGGCAUGGUGGUGAGGGCUGACAUUCUGGAGGACAAGGAUGGGAAAAGCAGAGGCAUGGGCACAGUGACGUUUGAUAUGCCCAUUGAAGCAGUCCAAGCUGUCUCUAUGUUCAAUGGGCAGCUGUUGUUCAACAGAGUCAUGCAUGUCAAACUGGAUGAGAAAUCCCUGCCCAAAGAUUUUGGACCACCAGACAGAGCUGCUGCUCUUCCCCGUGGUCUGAGUGGUGUUGGUCUGGGUCUGGGACCUGGUGGUCAGCCCAUUGAUGCUGCCCAACUCAACAGAGGAGGCGGUGGAGGUGGAGGAAUGGGCAACAUGGGCCCUGGAGGAAUGGACGGAAUGGGCUUUGGCAACAUGGGAGGUCGUAUGGGUGGAGGAGGAGGAGGAGGAGGAGGAAUGGACAACUUUGGAGGAAUGAACAACAUGGAUCGUUUUGGGUCUUCAGGGAUGGGCAGAAUGAAUGAGAUGGACCGUGGGAUUGGUGGUGCUUUUGACAGGGAGUUUGGGCGAAAUGAAAUGGGAAUGUCUCGCAAUAAUUUUGGGGACUCCUUUGAAAGAGGAAUGGGAAACUCCCUGGGUAUGGACCGCAUGAACUCUGGAAUGGACCGGCUGGGAGGCAGCAUGGACCGCAUGGCAGGAAUGGACCGAAUGGGCAUGGACAGGAUGGACCGCGUGUCUGACCUGGACAGGCUGGGUUCUGGGUUCGACCGGAUGGGCUCAGGGAUGGACCGACUGGGGCCCAGUAUGGACAGACUAGGACCUGGCCUGGACCGUAUGAGCUCCAGCAUGGACCGCCUCGGCCCAGCUGGGUUUGAUCGCUUAGGCCCGUCUGGUUUGGAUCGCAUGGGUUCCAGCCUGGAUUUCGGCUCCCCAAUGAGUAUGGAUCGCAUGGGCAACACCGGGCUUGACAGAAUGGCCAGCAGCUUCGACCGCAUGGGCUCUGCCGGAGGUAUCGACCGCUUCCCUUCAGGUGGCCUUGAUCGCAUGAGCUCUGGCAUGGACCGGAUGGGAUCUGGAGGUGUUGGCGGCCAGUUUGAUCGCUCCUCUGACAUGGAUCGUGGAUUUGGUGGUAAUUCCUUUGGAGGGGCCGGAGCUGGAGGGCCUGGAACUGGGGGAGGCAACGUGAGGAAAGGUUGCCAGAUCUUCGUCAGAAAUCUGCCAUUUGACUUCACCUGGAAGAUGCUGAAGGACACCUUCAAUACAUGUGGCAUGGUCCAGUAUGCUGAUAUUAAGAUGGAGAAUGGCAAGUCCAAGGGCUGUGGUGUGGUCCGUUUCGACAACCCUGAAACUGCUGAGCGCGCCUGCAGGACGAUGAAUGGCUACCGGCUGAACGGAAGAGAGAUUGACGUUAGGAUUGAUAGGAAUGCAUAAUUUGUCUGUGUUAACAUCUGACGUUUUAUUUAGUCCAAGUCCAGAAGCUCUGUAUCAUCUAAAUUUGCCCUUCAGCUCAUUUAUACACUUGUUUUGUUCAGAUAUUCGUAACAGUACAAAUGUUAUUUUAGUUAGAAAUUUGUAACAGUGAAUGUGUUGUUUUAGUUCUUGCUUAAAUUUUACCACCUUUUUCUUUUUUUUUUUUUUCUUUUUUUUUUAGAGACCAAAUUUUUAAUUUUUUUUUCUUCAUGCUUCACCUGUCAUAGCCUUUGUUCUAUAAGGUGUUUUGAUAAAUAAACCUCAAUAUUUGAA
This is a messenger RNA of Lates calcarifer (barramundi perch), 4473 nucleotides long. It is a transcript of the gene hnrnpm, whose product is annotated as heterogeneous nuclear ribonucleoprotein M. The transcript has 13 exons. The coding region runs from base 2422 to 4161 and encodes 579 amino acids. Lineage: Eukaryota; Metazoa; Chordata; Actinopteri; Centropomidae. Gene Ontology annotation, cellular component: nucleus; post-mRNA release spliceosomal complex; cytoplasm. The record is from RefSeq and is a predicted model, not a curated record. Gene Ontology annotation, molecular function: mRNA binding. Gene Ontology annotation, biological process: regulation of mRNA stability involved in response to oxidative stress; alternative mRNA splicing, via spliceosome.